Molecule: messenger RNA, 7475 nt
Organism: Vanessa tameamea
Lineage: Eukaryota; Metazoa; Arthropoda; Insecta; Lepidoptera; Nymphalidae
Gene: Hipk
Product: homeodomain-interacting protein kinase 2-like
Exons: 24
Coding region: 345-3788 (1147 amino acids)
Biological process (GO): peptidyl-threonine phosphorylation; peptidyl-serine phosphorylation
Cellular component (GO): nucleus; cytoplasm
Molecular function (GO): protein serine/threonine kinase activity; ATP binding; protein tyrosine kinase activity
Source: RefSeq, a predicted model, not a curated record
UCCGCCAUUCGUGAAUUGAAGCGCCAUUCGUGUGAGUUCGUCGCUUCCGUUCGACGGACUUUGCGACGUGUACGGGUGUGUGCGAAAGUAUGAAGUGAAAUCGUACUAAUAGUGUGUGAAAUGUUUAGUGUAAGUUUUUACUGUGCUGUAAAACCAAAAUGAGUGCGAACGGAUAAUAUAGUAUCUAAUAUCAGCUUUAAAACUAUAAGCUAACGUAGUACACGUAACAUUAUAUAUGAACGGUUUCAAAAUGGCUGUGUUUUGAAGGACCCUUUGUCCGCUUUCGUGUGCUUCUCCAGCAUGAUAGUGGGAUCAUACAGACAGAAGUUUAUCUUUAAAAGGGAAUGCAUGUCAUGUACCCGGAGCCGACCCAGUAUCGCAACAGUCAGUUCCAUCAGUCAGAUAACCACCCGGCCCAGUCGCCGGCGCAACCAGCUAAGAAGCGCCGAGUGCUGAGUCCGCAGCAGCACAACCAGCAAACGCAACAUACGUUAUCUGACAACACUCGUUGCAAGGACGCGUGGUGGUCAUCAGCCGGGGCGGGUUGCUGUGCGCCCGUCGUGCCGAGUCGCGCGUGCGAUGCGGAGCGGUCGCCUCCCGAGCCCCCGCCCGCUCUGCCUUGCGCCAGGCCCUGCUGCGCUAGCGACAACACUGUGGGAGAUAGCAGAUCACGUCGCGAGGCGGUGGCGGCGGCGGGAGGCGCGGCGGGCAGCGCGCGGCACAGGACGGGCGGGCACGGCGGCACGACGACGGCGCACAGCAAGCAGCUGGCGGCGGGCGGGGCCAACCACCCGGCCCAGCCGCAAGGUAACAAACGCUCCGGCUGCGGUGGCGAUGGCGACUACCAGCUGGUGCAGCACGAGGUGCUCUACUCCUCGUCGAAUAGGUACGAGGUGUUGGAGUUCCUCGGGCGAGGCACCUUCGGACAGGUGGUGAAGUGCUGGAAGAAGGGCACCAACGAGAUAGUUGCCAUCAAGAUCCUUAAGAACCAUCCCAGCUAUGCUCGCCAGGGGCAGAUUGAGGUGUCCAUCCUCUCUCGCUUGUCUCAAGAGUCAGCGGACGAGUUCAACUUCGUCCGCGCCUACGAAUGCUUCCAGCAUCGCUCGCACACAUGUCUCGUGUUCGAGAUGCUGGAGCAGAACCUCUACGACUUCCUCAAACAGAACAAGUUCUCGCCGCUGCCGCUCAAAUAUAUCCGCCCGAUAUUGCAGCAGGUUCUGACGGCGCUGCUGAAACUUAAGCAACUGGGCCUGAUACACGCGGACCUGAAGCCGGAGAACAUCAUGCUGGUGGAACCGGCGCGGCAACCUUACCGCGUCAAGGUCAUCGACUUCGGCAGCGCCUCGCAUGUCAGCAAAGCCGUCUGCAACACGUACCUGCAGAGCAGAUACUAUCGGGCGCCGGAGAUAAUCCUUGGCUUAGCGUUUUGCGAGGCGAUCGACAUGUGGUCUCUGGGUUGCGUGGUGGCCGAGCUGUUCCUGGGCUGGCCGCUGUACCCCGGCUCGUCAGAGUACGAUCAGAUCCGGUACAUCUCGCAGACGCAGGGCCUGCCCACCGAGCACAUGCUCAACAGUGCGUCGAAGACAGCGAAGUUCUUCUACCGCGACGUGGACAGCACAUAUCCGUUCUGGCGCCUCAAGACACCCGAGGAGCACGAGCUGGAGACCGGCAUCAAGAGCAAGGAAGCUAGGAAGUACAUCUUCAACUGCCUCGACGACAUUGGACAAGUAAACGUACCAACGGAUCUUGAAGGCGGCCAACUGUUGGCCGAGAAAGCUGAUAGAAGGGAAUUCAUUGAUUUACUGAAGAGAAUGCUUACAAUGGACCAAGAACGCAGGAUAACUCCGGGUGAAGCGCUCAACCACGCAUUCGUGACGCUCGCUCACCUCGUGGACUACGCGCACUGCAACAACGUCAAGGCCUCCGUACAGAUGAUGGAGGUAUGCCGUCGCUCCGGCAGCGGCGUAGGCGGUGUGGGCGGAGUGGGAGGCGUCGGUGGCGUCGGUGGCGUGGGCGUCGGAGUCGGGGGCGUCGGAGUGGGAGUGGGAGGGGGCGAGUACGUGGGCGGAGUGGUGGCGCCCGCAGCGCCCUCCGCGCACCACCUCGCUCUCACCAUCAACCAGCAGAGGCUGCGAGCCGCCCCAUACGAUAACCUGUACCAGCUGUACGGCGGCGGGCGCGUGGCGGUGGGCGGCGCGCGGCAGUACGCGGCGCGCGCGGCCGAGCCCUUCCCGCACCAGUUCGUGUCCUCCAUCCUGUGCCAGCCCGCCUACCAGGUGCAGCAGCUGGCCGCCGCCGCCGCUGCAGCCGCGGCAGCGCACCACCAGCACGGCGUGGGAGUGGGUGUGGGAGUCAGCGACGUGGGCGAGUGGCGCGCGCCGCUUAUCGUGGAGCCCGCGCCACUGCCUGAGCCCGACGUGUGGGAUUACCACCCUCACCACGCACAUCACCACCACCCGCACAAGAGAUCAACAAAGCAGCAGACGAGUGCCGUGCCGCAUUACCAGCCGCAUCACCAAGCGCAUCAGUACAGCAUGGCGAGCGGUGGCGGUAAGAAGGAGGCGACUCAGCUGUCGCCGGUCAAGAAGCGAGUCAAGGAGGGCACUCCACCUUCACGGCACAGACAUCAUGAUCACACAGUGCGUGGCGGCACAACAGCAGCGAGUGGCGGUACAGGCGCGUGGGAGGCCGGCUGUGGCGCGCACACCAUCACCAUCCGAGACACGCCAUCACCUGCAGUCUCAGUCAUCACCAUCUCUGACUCCGACGACGACGCGGAACCACGCACCAAUAGAGGUAGUGGCGAGUGCCCACCAAAUGCUCACGUUAGCAGCAACAAUGCGAACAACAGCAAUAACAGCAACACUAACACAACAACUACGGCAACGGGCGUGACGGUCAGCAGCAACGGUGGCGUUAUAUGUAGCGCACGCACGCCUCGUGACGAGCGGCACGUGAAGCACGAGCCACACCAUCAACCCUGCCAUCAUCAUCACACGCAACAACAACAACCGCAGCAGCAACAGCAGCAACCUCAACAACAGCAGCAACAGCCUCCCCCUCAACAACAACAGCAGCAACAGCAGCAACAGGCCCCGCCCCAGCAGCAGCAACAAGCGCCGCAGCGCCAAGCCGUGCCGGCGCCCCCGCAGGCCACGCCGCAGAGCCAGAAAAAGCGCCUGCUGGCGCUCGCGCAACAGGAGGCGCAGGCCAAGCUCGAGCCGCACCACGACCACCCGCCGACCGCCGCCGCGCACUACAAUAGCGGUUCGACGGUACGCCAGACGAAUGACUAUCAAUGUAAUCAAUAUGUUCCCACGCAACACAAUAAGAGGGAUAGCAGCGGCGGCUGUCGAGAAUAUCUACCGGUGAGCGGUGCGGUGAGCGGAGUGAGCGGUGUCAGCGGAGUGACCGGUGUUAGCGGAGUGAGCGGAAUGGGAAUGAGCGUGAACGUGGGCCCGCCCGCCGCGCACAAGCACGCGCCGCACGCGUGGCACCACCACCCGCACCCGCACUACAAAAGCGGCGCAGGCGCUGCGGGUGGUGGCGUGCUAUCGCCGGGCGGCGUGUCCCCCGGCUACCUGCCGCCGCCGCUGUACGUGCCCACCUACCACUACCACACUGGCGGUGUCAGCGGAGUGGGAGGAGUAGGUGGCGUGGGAGGAGUGGCAGGUCCGCCGCCCGCGCAUCACGGCAGUGGAGCGAGGCUGCCCGGUUACCUGCAGCCCUACUCGCCCACCUACCUCGUGCCGCAGCACCCGCAGCAGCACUUGUGGUACACCGACUGAGUAGCUGCCGGCGCGCUGGACCGGGGUGACCAUGUAGCGAUGCAAAACCCUUAUCAUCAAUUUGGGUAGACGAGCUACCGUCUCGCUGGGUCAUCGACCAGAUAUGGGUCAAGGUAUUAGCGAUCGAGUUGCGAGAGUAAUCGAAUAAUCGACUUUUCGUUGAACGAUUAUGUCAUCUCCAAAUAAGAAACUAAAAUGCGAUCAAGUUUCAUAAAAUAUAAUAAAUAAUCCAAUACCGUAAAAAUCGGAUGGCGAUUAAUAAAUUCUCGCUUGCUGGCGGUAUACGCGAAUCGAUACAGCAAAACUUGUAACGAAAAUCGACAUUGGAAGAUAAAGAAGAGUUGAAUUGUGAUAUUGACAAAGUGCAUCAGUACGAAAAUGUUAAAGACGUUUAUAGGUUUAAGAGCACAGAAUUUAAUGUAACGCACACGCUCGCUGCCCUUAUUGACGAACGAGUCAAAUAUAUGGUUGGAUAUAUCGACCCCUUUGUCCAUAAGGGCGGUCGAGUGUCCCUCGAGGAACAAAAUCGACCGUUUCUAUUCACACUGCAAUUUUUAAUUCAAAACUGUGACUAGUGUGUUUUGCGCGCGUGUUUUAAAUACAGUUCCUUGUGUACCGCGGCCUGUCUUAAGGCUCUGUGUUUAUAGUUAAUCAAUUUCUGUACAAAUUAGAUGUGAUUUAUAUUAUUCACAUUGUACGCGACCUACGAUACGUAUUCGCGUUAGCUUGAGUGAGUAUUGAGUGUUUGUUGUUUUAAUGUAUUCCUUUUCUAGAUGUGAAUUAGUUAAUUGCAAGAAUUUUAAAUUAAAAAAAAAAAACAAUGUUUAUUUCUAAAUGUAUACGCAAUGUAUGCGUUAGAUUUAGUGACGAAAGUUUUAUUUACUUGUAUAUGGAUUGUAAAUUAAUUUUUAAGUAAUUUUGCUGCGAGAGCGAAGCGAGUAGGUUGCAUUUACUAAUAUUUUAUCGUAGACUUAACGUUUCUACCAAAUCAUUUAAACAGUUGGGGAGUUUAUAUGUAUUAAAGCGGCGCCUCGUGAAGAAGCGAUCGUCGAAUGCACUGACGCGUUGAUUUUAUUUCUAGAUAUAACGCGAUAUGUAUAAUUUUUGUAGGUAUUUUAGUUUUUACGUGACACUGAUUUUGUCAAUUACAUCUAGAUUUUAUUUGUAUUGUAUAAUAGCGUAUCCGCUUUGGUAUGAGAUUUAUCGAUGUUUUAUGUUACGUUUCAUAUCAUGUAGCGUAGUGGGCUCCACGCCCGUCUGUUUAAUCAAACAAACAAACAAACAUGCUGUGUUUAUUACCUAUUUAAUCAUAUUAACUGGAAUUAUGUAGAUAUAAUCGUAACGUGUGUAGGGCGCGGUGAUGGAUAACUUGUAUAGAAUUAGAUUCAAUAUUAAACAAAAUAAAAAAAAUGGUUAUUUAAGAGUUUUAUAAAAUAUUUAGUACGGAAUAAACAUUUAUAGAUUACUUCAUGUUUAAUGUGCAUGUACGCUAAAGUUAGAUAGAACAAUACUGUUAAAUAUCCUUUGUCAUUGAAGACUUAUUGCUAAUACUUGUUUUGUUCUGGUGUUUAGUGAUACUUUGAGAUGCUAACUGUUACAUUUCGCUUCAAGCAUUGUUCUAAGCCUGGGUACAUGACUGGAAGCCAUAUCGACAGGCCCACAUCGUUCAUAUCAUUUGUAUAAUUUCACUUUGGUUUACUUAUAGAUUUCUUUUACUAUUGAUUUUGCUAUUGUAUAUAAGUUUAGAAGUAUACUAUUAUUUUAUUAUAAAAAUUAUCCUGAAUUCCUUCACACUUAGUCUUUGUCGAUAGUUUUUUGCUUAUUAGUUAUUUAAGAGUUUUAACCUGUAUGAUUAAUGACCAUUGUGGUACUAUUUAGGAUUUCAUUAUAAUGUAAUCGAUGCAGAUGUAAUGUCCUACCAAACGUUUUCGAAAUGACAACACACAUUUCUUUAUAUUAGUAUUUUAGGUUUGCUGCCUGACAAUAACUUUAUAGUUUAAUACACCCUGUAAUAUUAUUAUAGACAAUUAUAUUUAAUUAUUUUAAAUAUUUUCGAGCAUUGUACGGAAUAUUCAAAUGGUAUUACAUAUAUUCUGAACUUAUAAAUUUAUAAACCAGAUUUUUAAUUUUAUUAUUUUUUCUUUUUCCGUUUAAAAUCUCACUUAUAAACUUUUCGUCUAUUUUGUGCAAUGCUUGUCUUAUUGUUAAUGACGCGUCUUUUUUGUAUAAUGAAUAUAAUACAAAGCAUAAAAAAUGAUGACACCGAUCAAUAUACAUUACAAGGAAACGCAAGUAUCUACCAAAGUUUGCAUUUAAACUGUGACAAAUGAAAAAUUUGAAUUUUAACAGAAAACAAUUGUUACGUGACAUGAUAUGUAUUUUAUUUAAAAAAAAAAUGUGUACAUUAUUUACAAGACGCGUCAUAUAAUUUGAGUAGUUAUCGGUGAUCACGCAAAAUCAAUGAUCUCUGAGCCGUAAAGGCUUUCAACAAACUUGACCCCACAGUCGUCAAUAAGCACAGCAUUAUUGAAAUAUGAUAUUCGACUAUCACAAGUAACAUAUGAUAACAAAUAAUAAAAUAAUAUGCCCAAUUUAUUUUAAACUAAUUAAUAUUUCGAUGUUGCUAUUAUUUUUCUUUUAUAUGUGAUCUGUACCUAUGUCUAUGUUUUGGUUUCAAUUACAUAUACUUUUUUUUUAUAAUUAAAUAAUAUAAAAAAAUGUGUUACUCUGGUAGUCUUAUAUCCAUUAACUUAAUUUUCAUUAAUUUGUUAUUAAUUAAUACGUUUUAUUUGCGGAAUUUUUGGGGUUUAUUUUAAGUGUAUUAACAAAUGUAUUGUUAACUUUAUUUGAAUGUAUUUUUCCUAGUUUGUAUAGGACCAGCUUUUAUCGUUUAUCGUGAAUUAUUAUUGCCUUAUUAAUUAAAUGUUAAGCGUAUGUCUAACUGGGGGCAUAUUCGAUCUAUAAACAAAACAAAUGCUAUCAGUCCGUCUUUUCUGUGAUUUUUAUCGAUCGUAGUACUUGAAAAAUUUGAUUAUUGUAAAUUUGGGUUGUUGCAAUAAAUUUUAACUGAAAACAAAUUAAAUGCUAAUAGCUGGACGUAAUCAUGCCCCGACUGUAUGAUUAUUUAGUUGUAGUUGUCUGUUUCCUCAGCUGUACGCCCCGUAAUGUUAAAACUAUUGACAAUAAUAAUGUAACGGCCGACAUGAUGUACAAAUACGACAUAUUUGUAAGUUGUUUUACUAAUUUCUUUUUCAAUAUGUUUAAGCGCGAGGACCGCGAUUACUGCUUUAGUUCGUACGUCACCCCCAAACGCACAUUUGUGUUUUAUUUUUUAUUGAUUUCACUGUGAUUCUAAUGAAACUACUAAAAUAUUUUUUAUAUUUAAUUACACUUCUCCGUAUAAAUUAAUUUAAGGCUACGUUUGCUAUUUAAAUGAUUGAAAUCAUAACCUUUGAACUAUACGUACCUGUGGGUACGAGCUGAGAGCUAAUUAUAUAUAAUAAUGGGUAUUUUAUGUUUUAAUUUUAGUUUGUAGGCGCUCGUGUCUUUGCAGGCGGUGAACCAUUAACAUAACUUAAAUUUGGUGAUCAGGGGCUAGCACUGAUGUUGCUUAAGGUUUCUCUUCAUUAAUAAUCACAUAGUUAUUAUGAAAGAAUUAUUGUAAAUAAACAUCCAGAUACCCCUUUU